This is a messenger RNA of Symsagittifera roscoffensis, 2960 nucleotides long. RefSeq lists its product as uncharacterized. Bases 1193 to 2893 code for a protein of 566 amino acids. The record is from RefSeq and is a predicted model, not a curated record. The transcript has 9 exons. Lineage: Eukaryota; Metazoa; Xenacoelomorpha; Acoela; Convolutidae.
AUAUCUAAGUUUCUGUCUCUUUCAAAUUAUAGUAAACCAUACACAAGUAUUAUUAGCUUAUCGGUUUUAUGCAAGUCGUGCAAUUGUUACUCCAACAACUCAAAAACGGGGACUAAAAAAGCAUCACCAUAGUAGCAUAUAGCAGAAAGCAUUCGUUUUCAUAUCACGUGUUAAUCAUUGGGCAUUUUCAUGGGUCGCAAAAAUGGCAUGAACUAAAAUGUGGGUGGUAAUGUAUACAAUAGAAUCAAGUUCUAACUGAAGUGGCGGUUUGGCGAUCGGAGAGAGGGCAGGCUAGAUUAUUAUAAUUUGAGUUGCAUUAUAAUAUAACUGAUAAUCCACUGUUUAUUAUCACCAGACCACUUUUCUACCAUUUAUUCAAUUUGGAGAACACAGCACAAAGAGAUAACGAAAAUGAGUAAGUUUGAAGUUACAACAAUCGACUUAGUCGAGUCUUGAGCUAAUUUGGCCGACCUGCGAUUACCUUUUCCCCGCUGAUUUUGAUUUACUCGUAAAACAUGGAGCCACAUUUAAUCUCUUCUCAAAUCUAAAUGCAAAACCAUUAACUUUCAAACAGAGUAGACUUGCAUAUACAUUGCGAGGAGCUGAUUCCUUCUUGAAGAUUUGGCUAGGAAAAUUGAAUAAAAACUAGACAGUAAUCAAGUCGUGAUUGGAGUUUCUUUGAAGUUGGGGAGCUUAGCUCAAAUCAAAGUGUUAACGCGCUUGUUCUAUCUGAUUUAGCAAGUCACUAAUAGUCCGUAGAAGUCUUUUUUAUACCUUCUUCAAUCAUAUGAAGUUGGCGAUCCGUCACGGAUACUCAACAGAGACUUAUAGUAAUCGAGAAGUAUUAGAUGGGAAAACCUCUAAAUCUACAAACUUGCAUUAAUUUCCGGAUUAUCUCGCGUCAAUCCUCAUUACCUCAUAAUUCGCUCUUCCCUAAAUACGAACUCAAUCCUCAGAAGAAAUAAGUUUGCACUCGCAUAUUUUUUCCUUUCAAUUUAUUUUCUAAAUUUAGCCAUUCUGAUUAGCAAUAGGUGAACUAGAAACUUAUGUUUUUUUAUACCAUUUUUGAUCUUGCCGUUGUUACCUUCAAUUAUAUCAAGAUUUACUUUUAUUUGUAGACUGAUAGCUGCGUAGAAAAAAUUUCUACUUGCAACAAACGACGACCUCAAAAUUCAGUCUUGCUUCUAUAAACAUGGAACGAUAUUCUUACUUCGACAAGCACGAGGCUUCAGAAGCCUCUCAUGCAUGCAGCAGUCCCGGAACCUUUUUCACCGGGACCCGGCUGAUGGGAAAUCUUUCGAUGUCCAACCGAAACUCAGUUCUCACAGAUGACAGCGGGGUCUUUGAAGACGUCAUCUCAAAAUCUGAUUCUUCUGACUCUGAGCUAUUUGGAGAUCCAAACAAUCCUUUGCUUUCAUUCUCGUCACCAGCUCCGCGGAACCGGGUAUCAGAAUCGGAGCAAGCGGAAUCACCUGAGCAACUGGAGGCAUGUAUGAACCCGCUUUAUAUGCUUGACUCAUGGCGAGAUAAUAAUUCAAGUCCCGACGAAGCCAAAAACAGCUCUAAAAAUGAUGCUCCACAAAAACAAGACACACUUAAGACGCAAUCUGAUGGCUCAACAUCAUCGGUUGAAAUAAAAAUUGACGAAAAGUCAACAUCUAAUAAAAAUCAUCCUCCUAAUUUUAUGCGACCGAAUUCCAUCGAUUUACUGUCAUUCGAUAGCUACGCUUCCACUUAUCGAAGCACUGGCGAGGAUCCAAACUUCACUGUACGUUUAAAAUGCGAGGAAACCACGCCUACGCCAGCCAAGAAACUUGUUAAUCAAUCCACUUCACUAAGCAAUAGUCCUAGAAAGCAGUUUCACUUCAGUCCUACAAGCCCUGGAGAUUCCUACAAAUAUGACAACCACCGGAGAAGUAGCCAGCAUAACCGAAGACGAAUAUCGUCGAUUGAAUGCGACAGCGUGGAAGCGCUUAACGUCGAUGAAAGCUCGAAUUCCUUGUCACAAUUAAACAUCUACCUCGACGACGGAUGCACAUCUUCAGAUGCACAAGAGUCCACUCUCACUUACUGCUUCGAUGGCUUCUAUGAGGACAACCCCUUCACCCUCCUCCAAGGUUGCCAACUUACUAGCCCAACAAAUAGCAAUGCAAGCAACAACAACAAUAACAUCCCAGCCAAAGCCAAACAUAAUUCCACAAGACGCAAGACCAAGUCAUCUUCUGACACAUCUAGUCAGCUAAGGAGCCAACAGCCACGCGUGGAACCCAGAUACGAGAAGGCACAUCUCUAUCCCAAGAAAUAUGGCAAAACGGAUAACAUGCCGGAGCACCAGAUAUACGUGGAGCUACACCAACUGGAGGAAAUGCUUAAGGAGCUGCAGCACAAGGGAACCCAGAUCGAACAUGUGCUACAUUGCAUUGCCAAAGAGUCGGGUGCUAAGACUAGAUGUGAGGAGAGUGUAUUGCUGGGAGAGUGGCUGGAGUUGGUGAGGAGUAAGAACAGGAUAGUCAGGAGGGAGAAUGAGUUGAUGCACAUUCUGAACCAGAGGGAACUGGAGGAGAUCCAAGAGGCCAUCACCGACAAACUCAGACACCUCAUGACAGCACAACCCAAAACGGAGGUCGAAACAGCUGAAGAAGAAAGACUGUUGGCCAACUUACUCCAGGUGGUCGAAAAGAGGAAUGGAAUCGUGCAAAUAUUGGAACAGGAUCGACUCAAUGAGGAGUUGGAGGACCAGAAGUGUGAGGACCUGUUGUCACCAGAAAAGUUACGAGACGCAACUACAAGGCAGAAAACUUGGCGAUCAAUUAUGUCAAAUUUCCGGGAAUCCAAAUGGGCCAAAAACGUCAAAGCUUAUUACAGCUCUAGCUCAAGAAAUUCACAAUACUAAAAACACUAAACCAAAAACAGCAAAAGCUAAUUUUAUAAAUAAAGUUAACUCAGUAAAGAUGUAUGUA